GGAUUGAGAGUCUGCCUUCCAAAGGGAGGGACCUGUUUCAUUUCGGUGAGAUCCCCGAGGGGAAGGUGUGUGGCAGAAUGAGUGCCAAACCGAAGACCUCCGCUGGAAUCAUCUGGGCUCCUUUUUCAAAAGGACAGGCACGGGAAGGAACGGAAGAAGGGCCGGCAGUGGUGAAGGAAGCUGGCCUGAUUGAUAAACUAACAGCUCAAGGGUGUGAUGUUAAAGAUUAUGGCGCCUUGCAGUUUGAUGACAUUCCCGAUGACAGACCAUGUCAUAAUGCAAAAAAUCCCAGAAGCGUUGGGCGCGCAAACGAGAAGCUAGCCAGCGCUGUGGCAGAAGUGAAGAAGAGUGGAAGAACCUGUUUGGUAGUUGGCGGGGAUCACAGCUUGGGAAUUGGAAGCAUAUCUGGCCAUGCAAAGAUUCACCCUGAUCUUGGUGUAAUUUGGUUUGACGCCCACACUGAUAUUAACACUCCAUUGACAUCAUUAUCUGGGAACAUGCAUGGGCAGCCUGUGUCUUUCCUUCUGAAGGAACUGAAGGACAAGAUGCCUGAUGUUCCAGGAUUCUCGUGGAUAACCCCGUGCCUGUCUGCUGAAGACAUUGUGUAUAUUGGACUAAGAGAUGUGGACAAUGCUGAACACUGUAUUCUGAAAUCUCUGGGUAUUAAAUACUAUUCGAUGACUGAAAUAGAUCAACUUGGGAUUCGGAAGGUGAUGGAAGAAACACUUUGUUAUUUGCUGGCCCAUAAGAAGAGACCAAUUCACCUAAGUUUUGAUGUUGAUGGCUUGGAUCCCUCUCUGGCACCAGCUACAGGCACCCCAGUUCCUGGAGGAGUGACUUUGAGAGAGGGUAUCUAUGUAGCAGAAGAACUUUAUAGAACAGGGUUGCUAUCAGCAGUAGAUAUAAUGGAGAUCAAUCCGGCUCUUGGGAAGACACAAGAAGAAGUUAACACAACGGUCAACACAGCUGUUUCAAUUAUCUUAUCCUGUUUUGGUAAAGAACGUGAAGGUUCUCAUAGUUCCAGUUACCGUAUACCCAAGCCACAAAAAUCCAUCUGAACAUAUAUAAUUAAGUUCCAAGAAGUUUUUCAGUCCUAAAGUAUAAUAUUUUGUUAAUGACAGUUGCUUACUGAAUUACUUUGGUAACCUCAAGCAAAAAAAUCUUUUCAUUGAAGCUCAGUCACUAAUGAGACAGCAAUUCUCACUCAUGCUACUGGAGGCUGGUGAAGUGAAGUGUCAGAUUUGCUCAUACUGUUUUCUACUUUAUGACAAAUUCUAAAAGUCAAGUCAAACCAUUUAUUACCACCAUUGCAGUAAAUCACAUUAUUACUUCUA
Malaclemys terrapin pileata is the source of this 1334-nucleotide messenger RNA. It is a transcript of the gene ARG1, whose product is annotated as arginase 1. Gene Ontology annotation, cellular component: cytoplasm; cytosol; nucleus. The record is from RefSeq and is a predicted model, not a curated record. Gene Ontology annotation, molecular function: arginase activity; manganese ion binding. The coding region runs from base 78 to 1058 and encodes 326 amino acids. The transcript is spliced from 8 exons. Lineage: Eukaryota; Metazoa; Chordata; Testudines; Emydidae.